CCCCACCUCAGGAGAAACAAAAGCUAAUCACAGAAGGAAGAGAGAGAGAGAGAGAGAGAGAGAGUACUGGUGAAGUCAAGAAGAGGGCUAGAGAGAGAGCAAGAGAUGGCAAGCGAGUUGGAAGGAGCGAAGCGAGGAGGGUUUUGGGGGCUUGCGGCAAGGAGGUGCGACUCGUGCAAGGGGUCGCCGGCGCUGCUGUUCUGCCGGGCGGACACGGCGUACCUUUGCGGCACGUGCGAUGCGCGCGUGCACGGGGCGAACAAGCUGGCGUCGCGGCACGAGCGGGUGUGGAUGUGUGGGGUCUGCGAGCAGGCGCCGGCCAGCGUCACGUGCAAGGCGGACGCCGCCGCACUCUGCGUCACCUGCGACGCCGACAUCCACUCCGCCAACCUCCUCGCCCGCCGCCACGAGCGCGUCCCCGUCGUCCCCUUCCUCGAACCCGCCGCCUCCGCCCUCGAGUCCGCUGGCGGCGGCGAGGGGUUCCUCUUCAAGGGCGUCGACGAGUGCGACGAGGAGGAGAACGAGGCGGAGGAAGCGGAGGCCGCGUCGUGGCUCCUACGAAGUCCUACUCCCCCGAACCCUAAUCCCAAAGGGGGGAUGCUGGAGGCGCCGGAGCUGAAAACGGCCGACUACUUCUUCUCAGAUGUGGAUCCGUACCUGGAUCUGGAAUACGGCUCCUCCAUGGACUCCCGAUUCCAGCAGACCGACAGCGUCGUCCCCGUUCAGGCCAAGGCCGUCGUAUGCCCGCCGCCUCCGCCCCUCCUCGCGCCGGACGGUGGCGUGGAUCUCGAUUUCACCCGAUCCAGGCCCUCCUACAGUUCCUACACCGCCCAUUCCCUGAGCCACAGCGUGUCCUCGUCGGAGGUGGGGGUGGUGCCGGAAGGUGUCUGCGGCGGCGGCGGCGGGGGCGCAAUGGCGGACGUGACUGACCCCUACGGUGGCGGGGGGAGGUCGGGGAAUCCGGCGGCGCAGCUGGACCGGGAGGCGCGGGUGAUGAGGUACCGAGAGAAGCGGAAGAACCGGCGGUUCGAGAAGACGAUCCGGUACGCGUCGCGGAAGGCCUACGCGGAGACGCGGCCAAGGAUCAAGGGGCGGUUCGCCAAGCGAACGGAGAUCGAGGCGGAGGUCGACCGUAUCUACUCCACCGCCGCCGAGGCGGCGCUCAUGGUGGAUAACGGUUACGGCGUCGUGCUGUCCUUCUGAUGGGGCCCUGUUGUGAGAUUUAUUGAUGUUUUUGGCUUUUAUGUACUCUUUCCCUUCUCCCUCCUGUCUCGCUCUUUGAUGUAUAUUAUUAUUGCGUUUUUAAUGGCCUUGUUUUUGAAUGGCGAGAAAAAAUAAGUGUUCUCGGUUUGGAA
This is a messenger RNA of Phoenix dactylifera (date palm), 1355 nucleotides long. The record is from RefSeq and is a predicted model, not a curated record. NCBI's taxonomy places the organism in Eukaryota, Viridiplantae, Streptophyta, Magnoliopsida, Arecales, Arecaceae.